Acipenser ruthenus (sterlet) is the source of this 6704-nucleotide messenger RNA. Its product is annotated as palmitoyltransferase ZDHHC5-like. The transcript has 11 exons. Gene Ontology annotation, molecular function: palmitoyltransferase activity. Lineage: Eukaryota; Metazoa; Chordata; Actinopteri; Acipenseriformes; Acipenseridae. The record is from RefSeq and is a predicted model, not a curated record. Bases 4255 to 6495 code for a protein of 746 amino acids. Gene Ontology annotation, biological process: protein palmitoylation.
UUCGGUGUCUCGAAUUUUUUUUUUUUCGCUUUUCUCCUGCGCGAGAACGGAGCCGUUUUAGAAUUUUGAGAAAUAUUUGAAAAUUUGGAAUCUCGCUGACGUAACGGAUCCCUAACAACGAACAAGCCAGGGCGGCUCAUACAGAGCUUUUGAAAAGGUGUUUUUUUUUUAAAUAAAAUAUAUAUAUUUUUAUUAAAUAUUGUGGAGGAAACAGAAGAAGGCGGACGGGUUGUACGGGGAAAGGUACAACCGGGUUAUACACGCCACACAGGGAAUUAAAAACCAGACGCAGAACCGUUUCCGUAGCCGACGGAGCAAGAUGUGCUUAUCCGAUAUCGUCUGACGAGGACACUUUUCUGCUUAUUUUACUAUUAUUAUUUUAUAUACAUUUUUCAACCCAAGCUUUCCAAAAUGUUGGGGAAAGCCGCCGUCUGCUGCUCCAGUCCAAGCUGCUCGCCUCUGCUGCUUCAAAUAUAACUAAAAAAAGCCCGGACGAGACUCAGGUGCGGCGAAGGAGGCCGGGACCGGGGCUGUGCAGUUUGGUUACGCCGGGUUUCGAAGCGAGCGAGUCGUGGGAGCGUGCUCAGGAAAAGUCGGGGAUCCGCUGCGGGGCCCUCGAAGCUGCCAAAAAAAUACACUGACCGAAAAAAACCAACAAACGGUGGAAACGAAGCGGAUUUUCUUCAAAACUUACAGAGACGAGAAAGCCGCUGGAGUUUUCUGUGCUGCCUAAACCAAUGAAACGCAAGGGGACGUAAUUAUUUGGGGGAAAUAAUUGCAUUUGACGAGAUUUCUGAUCCAGAUAAGCGUUUGUUUUGAAAUUAUUAUUAUUAUUAUUAUUAUUUAAAGCAUAAUCAAAUCGAAAGUUAUUCACGAAAUUAAGUUUUAAAAACAUUCCAAAGAUUUUAUACUUUUUGUCUGCGGCUUGGAGUAAGAGGGACUGUCUUUUAAUUUAAUUAAAGUGAUCUAUCUUUUAGUGCUAGUUAUCUCUCUGCGUGUAUGUGUGUGUGGCAUUUAUAGUUGAUAAAAACGUUUACAAGAUAAAACGAUCCUUAAAAAAUAAAAUAUAAACAGACAAGCAGAGAAAAGCACAAGAUUCUCUCACUGUGCUUCAGAAUUAAGAGAUUCACGAAGUUCAGACGUGUCGGAAAUUCAUGCUUUUAAAAAGUAAAAACGAAUCAAUAUUCACAAAAACACACACAGCGCAACAUAAUUGAUUUGUAUUGAUUAAGUUGAGAGAGAAGUUUGUGUAUACUUGGAUAAAUUAAUUAAUCAAGCAACUGUUCCCACCAGAACUGAAAUUUAGUUCUAUAUAUUAAAACAAAUCCCACCCAGGUUAAUAUUGAUCAAUGCUUCUGGUUGGAUAAUUGCACGCAGUUUUUAAAUUGGUGUCGUCCAGAAGAAACGAGUCGAUUUGAAUUUGUAGAUGUGUUUUUUUUUUUAAAUGCUCAUCGCGAUUUUUCGAUUGCAUCGGGAGUUAUUGCAACACGGCGUGUGGAAAUCGCAAGGCUUUGGGGAAUGAAAAAUCAUUUUUAAAAGAAAUCCAGCUAGCCAUGCAUUAAUAACAGGUUACACUAGAACCGUGCGUCAUUUUCCGAGUUUGCUUCGAGUGAAAAAAACUAGCGAUCUCUCUCCCAUUAACAAUACAAGAGCUAGCAAGUUUUGCAAAAUAGUUUUGAGGUACCGUGGAGACCGGACGCGGUGACUCAGUGUAGUCUUUACCCUGCAGGCUGAUGUGAAACAAGGCGAACAAUAUACCAUGUCGUCUUAAUAAUAAUAAUAAUAACAACCAGAGUUAUCAUUGUACUAAUAGGGAUGCCUAAGGUUAGAGAUCUGUGCGAGUUUACUCUACAGCUGAGCCCUUAGUUAAAGAAGCUGUCGAUAUUCACUGUCUCGACAGACCGAGAGAAAGACGGUUUGAUUUUUGGGAGUCGGAUCAAAGUGGAUUGCUGUGUGAAACUUCAGCGGCAUUUUUGAAGGAACAGCCGAUUAAAAACUUUGCUGGGAAUUUGAACCCCCGGCUGAAAUAAUUAAGUAAUAAUACUAGGAUUUGUUUUUCUCUCCAAGUUAAACCAAAGUUCUUUUUAAUUUUAAUUAUUCUUUUUUUGGUUGUUUUUUUAUUUCGGUUCAGUUCGAGGUUUGUGACUCCACUCUGUUUCGGACUACUAAAGAAAUUGGAUUUUUAUUUUUUAUUUUUACGGUGGUCGGGAGGGGUCACUUCUGGAAUUUACAAAUCGAUUUUCUUUUUAAAUCGAACGAUGGAACGAUGACGUACCUCACGCGUCAUUCAAACCCGUGACGCAAUUGCGACACACUUGUUGUUGUCCCGACAUCCGCUGCAGCUUCCUCACCAAAAUAAAAACAUUUCAACUUCAAAGCAGGAUAAAAUUAGACAGAUCGGCUUUGUAGCGGACAACAGCAGGCAAACGAAGAGGAGAAAGAGUUUUGAGGAUUUCUUAUUAUUAUUUUGGACUGUGGACAGAAUAAUUCCAGUGAAGGAAAAAAUAUCAGCCACUUUCUCUCUCUCUCUCUCUCUCUAUCCAUUUUCUCUCUCUUCUCCUAACCCCCAAACUCACCCGCUCCUCUGAUAUAAAACUCCGUCACACACAGACUUUGCUGUCUCUCUUAAAGGCAUUUUAUAAAUAUUCAGUUUUUUUUUUCUUCUGGUCAAGUCGUCACUUGUCUGGUUUUGAGCACCUUUUUAAAACUCUAAAUAGCAACACAUGUAGAGAGAUAACCGCACAUCAUUACACAGAGACGCACUGACACACACACACAGCUAGAUUUAAAUAUAUUUAAAUAUAUACAUAGUGCACCUUUUUCACCGAAACCCUGUCAAACGUCAGUCUUCUAUUCUUAAUAUAUAUAUUUUUUAAAUUGAUUUGAACAUCAUUUUAUAAUUUCAUAGAUUAAACAAAUUAAACCCUACGGGAUCCUAAAAUCGCUUAUUGCGUAGUUUUAAUAUUCUUGCCUUCACUUAAAGCCAUAUCACGUAGAUUCUUAUUUUAAAACCUUUUCAUUUCUGUUUUUAUAGAUCUAUCUAUCUAUCUAUCUAUCUAUCUAUCUAUCUAUCUAUCUAUCUAUCUAUCUAUCUAGAUAUUUUCCACACAUAGCUCGUCUGUUCUACACAAAUCCCUACAUUUUGAGCAUUAAUUUUUUGUCUUUGUCAAUUAGAUUCAGAUUCUUUUGCACUGGGACACAUCAGUCGCUGCCAAAACCAGAACCAGCAAAAAAAGGCUUCAUUUUACAAAUCUAUUAACGGUUUAUUUCAGUGUACAGAACUAUAUAUUCCAAAAAUAUAUUAAAAUAUAUAUAGAGAGAGAGUUAUGUUUGUGUGUGUGUAAAAUCUUCCCAUUUUAAAACAGGGCUCUGGGAUUGGACAGAAAUCUCCGACUCUCUACUAAGUUUUGAUAGAUAAAAAAAAAAAAAAAUACAACAAACGGUUUUAAAUAAGUUUCAGAUAGUCUGUGGUGCUUUUUUUUCAUACCCUUCAGAUCGGAUGUUUGGCUCUAGUAAUAUAGUUUAAUUACAGCGCUUUUUAAACGCUGGUAGAUCUAGCAGAUAUUUCCCUCGCUUCACUCUUCACCAGCGCUGUCCUUCAUCUAGAAAUCUUACCUAAACAACACACCCCUCCCUCCCUCUGUUUCCCCCAUCCCUCCAUCCUCUCCACCUCUCCCCACCCCUCCAUCCUCUAUCCAGCUCAAAUUCUCCCUCCUUGUUAUAUUUUGACCACAGCUUGAGUCCCUAAUAUUUGCCCCUCCUUUUAAAUUCCAGACCCUCCGUACAGUAAACGACCCCUCGAUCUCUUCACUAAAAAAAAAACAUUCAUCUACCUCCAAUCCUCCCUCCCUCCCUCUCUCCCUCCCCCUCUCUCUCUCUCUCUCUCUCUCUCUCUCUCUCGAAAUACACAACUCUCAAAGAAAAAAAAAUCUCUAGUAACCCAAUUUCUCCGUACAUAAUCAGAGCUUCCCAUAGUCCUUCCAACCCUCUAAUCAAGACCCCCCCCCAGUUUACCCCUCCCUCUCCCUCUUUCCCUCCCUCUCCCUCUCCCUCUCUCCCUCCCUCUCUCCACCUCUCUCCCCCACCCUGGGCUAUGCGGUGGGGAGCUGUGAAUUUGUGGAGCAGACGAACCAGCAGGAUCAAGCGAAGCGACCUCCGUUCCUCCCCCCACCCCCACCCCACCUCACCCCCCCCAGACCGUACCGAAACCUGCCCCCCUCCCUCCCCGCUCCCCCGUACCUCCGAGAGCAGAAGAUGCCGCCUGGCUCGGGCAGCAACGCCACCCUGAGCAAGAUUAAGCCCAGCAAGUACGUUCCCGUGUCGGCCGCCACCGCCUUCCUGGUGGGGUCCAGCUCGCUGUUCUUCGUGUUCACGUCUCCCUGGUUGGCUCAGCACUUCUCCCUGGCCGUCCCGCUCUACAAUGCAAUCGUGUUCCUCUUCGUCGUCGCCAACUUCAGCAUGGCAACUUUCAUGGACCCCGGAGUCUUCCCCAGAGCCGAGGAGGACGAGGAUAAGGAAGAUGAUUUCCGCGCUCCGCUCUACAAGACGGUUGAGAUCAAGGGGAUUCAGGUGCGGAUGAAGUGGUGCUCCACCUGCCGCUUCUACAGACCCCCGCGCUGCUCCCACUGCAGCGUGUGUGACAACUGUGUGGAGGAGUUCGAUCAUCACUGCCCCUGGGUGAACAACUGCAUCGGGCGACGCAACUACCGAUACUUCUUCCUGUUCCUGCUGUCGCUCACGGUGCACAUCAUCGGGGUGUUCGGCUUCGGACUGCUCUUCAUCCUUUACCACUCGGAGCAGCUGGGCAAGGUGCACUGCGCCGUCACUAUGGCAGUGAUGUGCGUCGCUGGGCUGUUCUUCAUCCCAGUGGCAGGGCUUACUGGUUUCCACCUCGUACUGGUGGCCCGGGGUCGAACCACCAACGAACAGGUGACAGGUAAAUUUCGGGGCGGAGUCAAUCCCUUCACCAAUGGGUGCUGGAAGAACAUCAGUCACGUGCUGUGCAGCUCACAAGCGCCCCGGUACUUGGGUCGUCCUCGGAAGGAGCAGACGGUCGUGGUGAAGCCCCCUUUCCUGAGACCGGAUCACUGCGACGGACGCACCCCCCUGAAAGUGCUGGACAACGGGAUCCAGGGUGAGCUGAGCCACUCCACGUCCAAGGGCAGUCUGGAGGUGAUGGAAAGCCAGUCUGCUGAUGCAGAGGCCCCCCCGCCUCCCAAACCGGAGCUGCACAGAUUCACAGGAUUGCGAGCCCAGCUCACUGUGAACACUACCGAGGAGAGCAGCCUGCUGUCUCCGGACAACCCCGCCACUCCCACGAUGUACAAAUACAGACCAGCCUACAGCAGCCCUGGCAAGAACCACAGCAGCAAGAUGAGCCGCGGGGACAGCCUCAGAGAACCCCCCUCCCUCCUGGAAAGCAGCCAGCAGACCAGUUACCACUCGGAGCCCAGCCUGGACGGACUGAGCGGCCCCCAGCCUGUGCACGAAGCUGGGGGCCGCCUGUCGGGGGGCUCCCUCUCCUCCAGCCUGCGCUCCGCUCACACCCACCCCCUGGGCGGGGGGCCCAGCUUCGACGGCGGGGCUCUGACCUCCGUCCGCUCCGAGGGAACCACCUCCACCAGCUACAAGAGCCUGGCCAACCAGACUCCGCGCAACGGCAGCCUGUCGUACGACAGCCUCCCCACCCCCUCGGAGAGCCCCGAGUUCGAGUCGGCCGCCCCCGAGCCCCCCCCCGGCCCGGGCUACAGCUCCCCCUUCCUCUCCGCCCAGAUCGCCCAGCAGAGAGAGGCCGAGCUGCAGCACUGCAAACCCGGCUUCUCUCUCCCCUCUCACAGGGACGGGCUGCGCAGGACUCCGUCCUCGAGGGGCUACGAGAUCGAGGAGAGGGACAGGCUGCUGUCCGGUCCCCACCCGCACCAGAGGGCCCCCCCUCCCAGGUUCGGACGACCCGUCCCGCUCUCCUCCUCCCCCCCCGGCGGAGAGGGCGGGCCUCCCCAUCACCACCCCCCCCAGCAGCAGCAGCAUUCAAUGAGGGCCAGGUCUCUGGGUUCCCCCGAGAAAGGUUACCACCAUCCCUCCCAGUUCCACCCCCACCUGCACCAGUACCCGCCCCCCCACGGCGCACUGGGCAAGUCCACGUCCUACACCAGCGGGCCGGGGGCUCCCGCGAUGAGGGAGGGGGGCGUGGAGUUCCAGCAGCGUCACCACGGCUACCCCUCCUUCAGCAAUCUGAUCCACGCUCCCAAGGACGAGGUCCAGAUGAAAUCCAACAGCCGGACUAAUGGACAGCCUCGACCACAUCCCUUCUCCAGUUACCCUCCCAGUCACAGCUCCCAGCACUCCAGCAACAGCAGCACUGGCCCCGCCUCUCCCUCUGCCCUGCCCCUCCCCCCGCCCAGUCACAGCGCUCCCCUCAGCCCCGCCUCCAGGGGAGGGGGAGGAGUCAAGAAGGUGUCAGGAGUGGGCGGGACUACCUACGAGAUUUCAGUGUGAGACACACAGACACCAAAAAAAAAAAGACUUGCUCGCGUCUUCCCACGACUUGAGAGAUUGGAGGAACUCUGGUUUUUUUUUUUUUUUUUAAGGUCGUGUCUCAAAGGACAUCCAACGCAAUUUCCCAAGACUUACCUCGGGAGAGAUCAAGAAUGACAAGGAGUUGGGAGUUUAAAAAAGAAAGACUCGAUACUUUUGAGAUGUGUCUU